AUGACGUUGGGGACGAGGUGGAUGGUCGUCGGUGUGAGGUCGGAGAUUGUGGUGUACCGAGCAAGCUCGAUAGAUGCGAAAGGGCGUGGCGGGAUCGUGGCCAGCUUCAGAUCGGAUAGUCACUCGUCGACGGAUCGUCUUGCAGAGGCUGCAAUGGCGACACCGGAUGCCAAGGCUUCAACGUCCGACGAUCCAUGGCAAGAUAUUACAGCUUUGGAAGCGCUCGACAGAGAGGCUAGCACGGUCGCUGUCGGGUAUGCAAACGGCUGCAUUCAGGUCAUCGCGGUCAGACCUGAGGGGGAGAAGGGCAGCAUCCAGAUGCAAUUGUUGCAGAAUUUUCCAUCGGCACGACAACAAGAGGUCGCAGGGAUCUCGACACAAGCAAGCAGAAUGCAACUCAACUCAGCCGUACAGACCCAUGGGUAUCCUCAGACCGAUACACAUCUCAUAGCAUCGAUCACAAAACGGGGUUGCCUCCGGAUACACCAGUUCGCAUCUCGGGACCAGCAGGAUUCUUUAACGCAUCUGGACCACGGAUGUUGCUGGGAAAUCGACUCGGAAGGUGAAGCAACUCGAUCAGAUCCGAACGCUUCGACCCCUGCUGACACGUCCGGUGCCAACACGCCGCCGAGGACGAACUUUCGCAGCGCCGCGUUCAACAAUGCGCCGCUGCUACCCGCUCAAGACGCUGUGACUGGGUCGGGAACUGCGACGCGUGCUUGGUCCGUCUUGCUUGGUAGCUGUGACACACAGGCUCACGGGUCGACGUUGACAUGGGUCGCGGUGGGCAUCACGGCCGAGCAUGCGGUGUACAUCUAUCCCCUUUCUCAGGGCGACGGUGGGAUCGGCUUGCGGGAGCCGUUCCGUGUGGCGUCGACGGGACAGCGUACUUCGGUGUAUGCAAUGGCCACUCCUCCACCAGAGUCUAGCUUGCCUGGCUUUCUGCUGUUCGUCGGAUUUUACGAUGGCGUGGUCAGGGUGUACGACACGCGUCAGCUGCGAGCCGAUUCCGAAGGAGGUUCGUGGGACAUGAACGAUCUCAGAGAAGCAUUGCCCAUGAGUGACGCACCAUCACGUCGUCGCAGGAUCAACCGUCAGUUGGACCCAAUAGCCAUAUGGAGGGAAGAGUACGAUACCGACGCCAUCUACAGUCUCAGCUUCGGCGGCCCGAAGUCGACGGUGAUGGUGGUAGGUGGUGCGAGACACGCCAAAGUGAGGGUUUUCGACAUCGGCGUGCUGGCGGGCUACGAUGUGCCGCUGUUGGGUGAAACAGGCGGAAAGAGGUGGGACUGGACAGGGUUUGCGCUGAGAAGCACGGAUAGUCCCGUGUAUGGAGUAGCGGGGCAAGCGGAUAGGGUGGUCGGUGUCACGGAUAGGAAGAUUUGGUGGUUAGAUUUUGGAAGGCCGGUUUUGGAGGAGGAUGGGGAAGGAGCAGGAGGGGGAGGGGAGGAGCAGCAGGUGGCGUACUUCAGACACAGUGAUGGUGGGCUGUGUUACUCCAGCCCGAUGUACCGGUAG
This is a messenger RNA of Pseudozyma hubeiensis SY62, 1518 nucleotides long. RefSeq lists its product as hypothetical. The record is from RefSeq and is a predicted model, not a curated record. NCBI's taxonomy places the organism in Eukaryota, Fungi, Basidiomycota, Ustilaginomycetes, Ustilaginales, Ustilaginaceae. Bases 1 to 1518 code for a protein of 505 amino acids. Gene Ontology annotation, molecular function: protein binding. The transcript has a single exon.